AAGAAUAGCGUCCAUUUUCUGAGUUUAUAUGAUUAACUUUGACGUUUUAUACAGCAAUGCUAAACGAAAUUUAGGAUAAUUAAAUGAGUGCGAAAGUAUAAAUAUAAUACAAACAGAUCUUUAUCAUAAAUAAGAUGUUAGUCAAAUCGUGAUAUUAGUAUAAUUAUAUAUUCAUGUUACAUCGUUCAUAAUACAAGUGAUAUGACAAGGUCUAUUACAAAACAUUUGUAACGUGAAUGUAGUUGGUGUAUUUGUUUGUGUCAGGUUAGGUAAACUGGUUAAUCGAUGUUAUUCUAUGAUUUCGUAUCACUGAUUUUCAAGUUCAAGUGGAAAUGGUUCGAGUCAACAGGCUAAUGGUGGAAGCGGAAGGGGCUGUCAUGACUCCCCACCGUAUUGAACUCUGUGAAAAGGAACUACUCAGAACUGUCCGAAGCUACAGAAGUCGAAGAAUUCUCGCUGCCUCACCUAAAAAGACUGAAAAUGGUGAUUUGCUAACAAAAGCGCCAAUAAGAAAGACUCAAGUGAAAUCAAAACCACUUAAGAAUAGCAAUGGUAGCAACAACAGUACAAAUAUGACCAAUGGCACCAUGCUACGGUCUCGUUCCUCCAGGACAUCAGCAAAGGGCAAUGACAGCCAUAAGCUGACUGAAUAUUUCAAAGAACAACUCAAAGUUCCCAAAGUGGAGUCACCACCUCCACUAAAAACAAUAAACAAGACUGCUAAAGUAGAAACUAAAGCUGUAAAUGGCCAUACAAAUAAUUCAAAUCACAAAUUGACGGAGUAUUUUCCAGUACGACGUAGUGUUAGAAAAACUUCCAAAUGUGUAAUGGCAGAAAAGAUGCGCGAUUUGGAAAGGGCUGUGAGAGAGCAAAGAGAAGAUGGACUUAAGGUUGAAUACUUUGAUGGGAAGGGUCGCGGUGUGAUAGCUACGCGUGCGUUUGUACGCGGUCAGUUUGUGGUAGAGUACGCGGGUGAGCUGGUGGGAGUGGCGGAGGCCCGCGAACGCGAACAGCGCUACGCUCUAGACCCAGAGGCUGGCUGCUAUAUGUACUACUUCAGGCACUGUGAUCAACAGUAUUGUAUUGACGCGACGGCAGAGAGUGGUCGUCUAGGUCGAUUAGUAAAUCAUUCUCGUAAUGGCAACUUACACACCAAAGCAAUAUGGGUGGACGGGCCGCGCCUUGUGCUGAUCGCGGCACAGGAUAUAGCACCCGGGGAUGAAUUGACAUACGACUAUGGUGAUCGUUCUCGUGAGGCUCUUAGACAUCAUCCAUGGCUCGCACUCUGACCUGGGUAUCACUACCGAAAUCUCAAAUGGACAUAACAUUAUUUAUUAUUUUAAUUUUAGUUAUGAUAAAAUUGUUUACUCUUAUUCCCAUAUAAAACGUAAAUUAUUUAUUAAGUGAACGAAAAGGCCUAAUCACAGAAACUUUGAAACACAAUAUUUGGAACUCAAAAUAAUGUGCUAUGUAUUCGGAAAGUUAAUGAAAGAUAUUGAUAUUAAUAUGUUGUAAAACCAAGAAUAAUAUGUAGGAGAUAUGAUAUUUAUUAUAUCUUUUUAAUGAAUCACACAUCUUCGUUACAUAAGAAAUAUAAUGGUCAAUAUAAUGUUUGCUUUAUUCAAAUGAACAAAAGAUUUCAGUAAUCUUUCAUUAUAAGUCGAUUUCACAUAAAUUUCAUCAUCAAAAAUUGUAGAUUAAGUAUUAAUCAAUUUCAGUAUUGCAAAAGAGAACAUUACGUAAUUAGCUGCGUAGAUUAAAUUACAAAAAAAAUCGCAAUUGAAAGCAAUAAGCUCCCAAAUAAAUAUAAUUACGGUUUAUCAAUUUUAAAGCUUAGAUUUUUUUGUUUAAAUUAGACAAUUUACAUGAUAAAAUGUUGCCUUAAUCAUGUAUAGAGGUUGUCAUGUAUCUUGGCGGCUCGGAAUAUCGUACGAGGCGUUGCGCAGAACACAAAGUUAGGUAUGGUGGGUUGUAAAGGGUUGCGGGGGGAGGGCACUGCGCAGCGCUCCAAUAACCUUAAGCUGUCGAAAUAAUUGAAAUGAUAUAUAGACUUUGUUUUUUAAGUUGCACGUUUUGUAGAUUACCUUAUUUAAUAGGAAUUUUACCAAAAUUACUUAACAUACAUUAAAUAUAUUAACUACCUAAGUGUUAUAUAAAAAUCCAGCAAUAAAAAGUAAAUCAAAUUGUCCAUAGAAAUACAUAUUUUUGGACUAUAAAUAUUAUAAGUAGUUAGAAUAGUUUUGCGCACAAAGUUUUUUCAAAUCUUUAUACUCCCGAAAUUACACCAAUGUUUGCACCUAUUAUGUAAAGGAUUUUUUUUUUACUACUAUAAGUUUAUUUAUUUACUAAGGCCACUCCUUGUACUUUAUUUCUUGUAGUUAAUUUUAUAUUUGCUAAUAGAAAAUGUUUAGUAUAAAAGUGACAGUACUUAGUUGUUCUGUUACCGUAUUGGCUCUAAGUUUAAGUUGAAAUAGUUUCAAGUAUUUUCCAAAAAUUGUAAUAAUGUAUCCAAUAAUUUGGGGCUUAAUCUCGAUUAAGAAAAAGAUUAUAUCUAUGUAUGUGUAUGUAUGUGUUUGGAUGGAAAGAUGAGAAAAUUUAUUUAUAUUUUAAUAUUAUUUAAGAGUUGAAUAAAAACUCGAAUAAUUAAUAUAUGGCAUGGUAUUAUUUUUUGAAUGAAAUGAUGGUUGUAACAGUUUUGCUCAGUAGAUUAUUCUUUUACGAUUAAUUUAUUCAUAAAAUAAUUUGAUGAAAAUAUAAAAUUAAUUUAACCACCGUUGAUUAUUUAAAAUUUGGAUUUAGUUUAUCAAAAAUGUGUAUCCGAUUAUAACACUUCAUGAUACAAAGAAUUUAUGAAUUUGUCUAAUAAAAUCCAUACAUGAAAAUUAUAUUUAUUAUUAUUAGUUUAUAAAUAUUUUUAAAACAAU
Papilio xuthus (Asian swallowtail) is the source of this 2924-nucleotide messenger RNA. RefSeq names its product SET domain containing 8 (gene Set8). Gene Ontology annotation, biological process: regulation of DNA damage response, signal transduction by p53 class mediator; regulation of transcription by RNA polymerase II. The transcript has 5 exons. Lineage: Eukaryota; Metazoa; Arthropoda; Insecta; Lepidoptera; Papilionidae. Gene Ontology annotation, molecular function: protein binding; histone H4K20 methyltransferase activity; transcription regulator activity. The coding region runs from base 333 to 1289 and encodes 318 amino acids. Gene Ontology annotation, cellular component: nucleus; polytene chromosome. The record is from RefSeq and is a predicted model, not a curated record.